Molecule: messenger RNA, 5611 nt
Organism: Tetranychus urticae (two-spotted spider mite)
Lineage: Eukaryota; Metazoa; Arthropoda; Arachnida; Trombidiformes; Tetranychidae
Biological process (GO): regulation of transcription by RNA polymerase II
Molecular function (GO): DNA-binding transcription factor activity, RNA polymerase II-specific; RNA polymerase II cis-regulatory region sequence-specific DNA binding
Source: RefSeq, a predicted model, not a curated record
CUCUCACUCUUAACCGUUCUGAUUUGCAAAUAACAUCGGAAACUGUAACAACCAUUUUUUGUUGUCUGUGUAACAAUUUUUUUCAUCAUUGCAAUAUGAAUAACAAAAUGUCAGCUCAAGUGACCAAACAAAAUGUUGACAACAGCUUUUUUGCAUCUUAAAUAAUCAAAUAUUUUUUUCCCUCAUUUUGCGUGCGUAAUUAUUGUUUACCAAAACUUAGUCAACUUUACCUUUAUAACGAUUCAAUGGCAAGUCAACAUAAUCACUUUACUCCCAGCCAUUCAUUGAGUUGGUUUUAAAUAUUGCUUGUUGCUAAUCAAGUGAUUGAUAUUUAAAUAUAUUAUAAUUAGACGUAAAUAUUUACAUUGAUAAAUUGUGAUUCAACAAUCGGCUGCUUUUGUCUUUUGAUUUAAAUUUUUUCGGGACAAAAAGCAAAACUUAUUCUUCUUUUUUUCCUCACUUUUCAACAAAAUUGAUUGUGCUUUUCCGUGUAAUUGUUUACUUGUUAAUCGUUCAAUUGUCAUCUUGACACUGUUUAAUUGUUGAAAGUGCAAAUCGUUGAGUCACUUUUUUCCUUCUCGCUACUUUGAAUAACCAAAAUUUAUCAAUUUUGAGUUUUAAAAGAAACUGGAUUUUGACCGUAAAAAAUUUGACCAAAGAAGACCAAACUAAACAGACAAAAUAUGACUGAUUUAGAAGUGCUUGAACAAUGUGCCAAACAACAGCAAAUUAAAUUGGUUAACUUGGGAUUGAAAUCGGUAAAUUCACCUUUCCAUCUUUCUCAUCACCAUUUAUUGGAUUCACCUGAUUCAAAAGAAUCAGCUCGGUUUAAGGUUCGUUACAUGGCCAAUGAAGAUUACGGAAUGAGUGAAAAGAUUGAUGCUGGCCAAAAUGGUAAUCACAAAGAAUCAAAUAAUUAUUGUUCCGAUAAUUCUGAAAUGGACGAUCUGGAGCCAGACGAUGACUGUGAUUCAAUGGAUUCGGAAAAAUCUCUUAAUUUGACUAUGGGAGAUAAUUCAAUGGAUACGUCAACUCCUACAUCAACUACAACGGUUAUCCCAACAAAUUACAGUGAUAAACAUUUUUCAUCAUCCAAUGGAACCGUCAAUCUGAUCAAUAAUUUAUCAUCUCUCAAUCCUGCUAAUCGAGUUAUCCUUAAUCCUGUUUCCAAUGUAUUCAAUUCACCUUCAAUAUCAUCACCUUUACCACCAAAUACGGCUAAAACAACGGCAUCAACAAAUCAAACAGCAUUUUUGCCUUCAUCUUCUCAAUCCCCUUCGUCUGGUCAUUCAACAUCGCCUCCAACAAUGUCUCCACUUCCUGCCUCUUCACCUUUAUCAUCAUCAUCACCAAAUGCAUCAGCGGCAUCAGCUAAUAAUUUACACCAAUUAGACCAAUUACAGGGUAUACCAUUGAAUCUUAAGGGUGGAGGAAAUGGAAAUGGUGAAAGUGGAAUAAACACUAGAACAGGUAACGCUAAUGCUAGUGGAACUGAUUUAACGAUAAAUGGUUACAAUGAUCUCUCCUCGGGCUCUAUCAAUGGUAAUAACAAGAGUAAAAAUGACAAUAAAAGCUUGCCAUCAAACACAAUCAAUGGUAAUAAUGAUAUUGAUGGUGGCUUAUCCAAUUCAAAUGAUCUCUCAACUGGUUCAUCCUUAAAUCGUGGAGCCAAUUCAUUAGCACCUAAUUUGUUAGCAUCAGCAGCGGCUUUGGCAGCAGCAGCAACAACAGGAUCUAAUUUACCAAUCAAUCAAUUGGCACAGUUAAUGGCUGCUGCUGGUGCAGCUCAAGGGCAAUUAUUAUUGCAAGCUACAUUAGCUCAGCAAUUACAACAAGCAACUUCUAAGAUUCAAGUUACACCUAAUCUAGGUGGAUUUCCAUUAAAUCCUAAUGAUUUACAGCAAUUUCAACAGCAAUUACAGCAACAACAGCAAAAUUUACAAAGCCUUCAACAGUUAAUUCUCCUUCAAUCAACUGGACAACUGGCUCCUAAUUUACAAACAAUGUUAUUACAGAAUCAGGUUGAACAAGGUUAUCUUCAACAAACACUGCAAUCUUUAGCUGGUCAUGGAAUGUCCUUACCUCAAGUAGCUGUAGCUGUUCAACAAUUGCAACAACUUCAAGAAUCACUUGGUCUCAAUGGUUCAUCUCCAUCAUCUUCAUCAUCAUCAACCUCAUCUUCAUUGUCUCAGGAAUUAUCAUUAAACAAAUCGUCACCCACAGCUAAUCACCAUCAAAAUUUAUCCAUCUCUGUUAAUAGUAAUUUUCACAAUGGCGAUAACAAUGCUAAUCAUAAUAAAAGUGAUCGGAAGUCAAGUCCCAUUCCUGAUCGACGAUCUCCUUUGACAAUUAAGGAAACAGCUCAACAGCAGAUAAAUCGUUUGCUUGGCUCAAAAUCAUCUAAAUCUAUGGUUAAACAAGUGAAUGGUCGCGAAACUCCUACAACAAUUAUAACAUCAGCGGGAUCAAUGGCAAAUGUCAUCAGUACAUCAACUCAAAGUCCAUCUUCAUUGUCAUCUUCAUCCUCCUCCUCAUUAUCAUCUUCUCAUACAUCAUCGUCUUCAAUAUCAACCAACUCAUUAUCUAAUGUUAAAGUCAGUCAAUUAAUGUUAUCAUCAUCAUCAACAACAUCCGCACUAAACAAUAGUCAUAAUAGUGUUACCAAUAGUCUUAGUAAUAAUUCAAAUAAGCAAAACUCAAGAAACACUUCGGACCCAUCGGAUGUUUUCUGCAAUCAAAAUAAAGUAAUUAACUUAGUUAACCAUCACCACAGUAUUAAUGGUUUAAAUGAUCCCCUUUCAUCGGCAUCGUCUGCAUCUUCCUCAUCUUCAUCUAAUUCACAUCAUCAUCAACUAUCUUCUGUACGAUCUCGUACAGAAACAAGUCCAGAGGAAAUGACUGAUCUUGAAGAAUUGGAACAAUUUGCUAAAAUGUUUAAACAGCGAAGAAUCAAAUUGGGUUAUACCCAAGGUGACGUUGGUUUGGCAAUGGGUAAACUGUAUGGAAAUGAUUUCAGUCAGACAACAAUAAGUCGCUUCGAGGCUCUUAACCUGAGUUUUAAAAACAUGUGCAAAUUAAAGCCGUUACUGGAAAGAUGGUUGAAAGACGCUGAUGCCUCCCUGACCAAUCCUGGAGUCAUGUCAUCGUCCCAGGCUUCAGCUGAUGCCAUUGGAAGAAGGCGCAAGAAGAGGACAAGCAUUGAGACAACAGUACGUGUUGCCCUUGAAAAAGCAUUCAUCUCUAAUCCUAAGCCUACAUCCGAAGAGAUAACUAUGCUUGCAGGUUCCCUUUGCAUGGAGAAAGAAGUGGUUCGAGUUUGGUUCUGUAAUAGAAGGCAAAAGGAGAAGCGAAUAAAUCCACCGCCCAAUUCAUCUGGAACCUCACCAACACCUAAUGGAUCAGGUUCACCGUUUCACGCAAACCUUUCAAUGGGCUCAAAUGGUUUGACAAACAGCAAUCCAAACAGCCCGAUUCCAUCACCAAUUGAACAGUAAAAGCAAGAUCAAACAAAAGUACUCUAAGAUACUUAUAAAUAUAUCUUUACCCGGUAUCCUGCAUCAACACCAUCAUAUUGACCUGUUAACUCUGAUGACUUGUCCUUUCAUCAUCUCUACUUCAAUCAUUCUAAUUAUCAAAAACAUAUUAACUACAUUCUCAACUAAUUAUUUGUCCCAGUAGUCUUUUAAUUUUUCAGUUUCAAGAAAACUCAGAAAAGAAAAAUUGAACAGUUUCAUUGACUCUGCAUCCUAGUGCAACUCAAUUGAUCCUCUUACUGGCGGUCAAAUAAUCAGUUAAUUCAAUGUAAUACCCGUUGUUUUUUUCUGUUUUUACUUUUAUUUCCAUCUUGUUAAUGUUAAUGAUAUGCUUAAAAUUUCAUCCUCUUUAUCACUCCCAGCAAAUUUAAGCUCCAAUCCCUUUCUGAUCCAUCUUCUUCUCCUCCUUCUCCUUCUGGAUAUUGUAUAAAAUUUAAAAAGCAAAGAGUUGAAAACUCCUUUCAACCUUCCUUUUUCAUCACAAACUUGAGCCUUUCUCCUCUUUUACCUUACUUUUUUACAUUCAAUCGCAUGAGAGAUGGUAACGCAAGGAAACCAUUAACAGGCACUCAACAAAGAUUCACACAACAGUAACACAAUACCAAAUUGGAAAAAGGCUAAACUAUAAAAAUCAACUGAUGCAUAAUGAUAAUAAUAAUAUUACAUGAAAAGUUAUCAUUAGUUACUGCACAUGAGUUGUUGAUACAGUUUCAUCUAUCAACAACUCCAGUUGAACAUUAUCAUCACUAAUAAUAAUCAAAUAGCAAACCUGAACACACAACAAACACACUCAAUCCGUUUAACAAAUGCAGUAAACCCUUUAAUAAAUUGAUUAACAAUGAUGAAAAAGGAAAGGAAAGAUAAUUUACAAGACACAAAAUACACUAACAUAAAUCACAAUAGACACUCAUUAAUUGUGAAUUACAAUUUACUUUUCUUUUGUUUCUCCCUCUUUUCAAUUUAUACAUAUUCAAGUGUAUUUUUAACCAUGAAACAACUGUAUGGAGAUGAGACAUUUUUCAUUUCUUAAUUGUACAGCCAAAUUGAUAAUAAUAACAAUAUUAUGUACUAUUAUUACUUUAAUCAGAAAUCAGACUGAAAUGAUACAAUACAAAAAUCUAACACAUUAAUGAUCAUGAUAAAUAUAUACAAGAAACAAACACAAAAUAGUAUGAAAAAAAGGGCAAAGCAACAAAAGAAAAAUGAAUAUGAAUGAUUAUUAUUAUUACUAUUAUUAUUAUUACUAUUGCUAUUAUCAUUCUUAUUACUAUUGAGUUUGAUUAUUAGUCAUAAGACAAAAUAAAUCAAUGCAAUCUUACCUUUUUUAUCCUCGUUUUUUGUCAUGAAGAUGAUCAUGAUGAUGUUAGUGAUGAUCAUGUAUAAAAAACACACACACACACAAUAUAGUCAAAUAAAUCAUUAACUUCACUUGUAUCUUCAUCAUCAACAUAUUAUCCAAAACAUUUUCCCAUUCCUAAAACAAGGAACCCUAACCAUGGCAAUUAUCAUUCCUUUCACCAUUUUUCAUCCUCAUCUUCAUCUCUCUUCCUCUCUCCGUUUUAAUCUUACCUUUUCAUGUUUGUCAUUCUUGACCUUUGUUUUUAUCUGUUGAAUGUAACUUCACCAAGGAAAAUAUGGAAAAGCAAAAAUCUUUCAAUUUGUUAUUUCACAUUUUACUUUAAUUUAUAACCAUUAUUGCUAUUGAAUAUAUAUAUAAAUAUAUUAUUGAUAUUAAUACCAAUGAUUCUUGCGGCAACAAUUUUAGUAACAAAAGCUUCAACAAUAAUCUGGAUUCUGGUCGCAUGGACCCGAUUUAACAUGUAGAAAUGGACACCAAUCUCAUGCUCAUCUUUAUCAUCUUUAUUAUGUCAAAAACACUUUCCAUUGAUGGUCAUCUUCUUAAACCUCUUUCUUUGUCAAUGGCUUUUAUCAUCAAGAAAACACCAGACUCAUCAUCAUCAUCAUCUUUACUUUUCUCUCCUUCCUGGUCUUGUGUUUUUUUUCCUUGGCAUAUAAAUUAUCAUCAUGUCACUAAAACAGCAAUGAGACUGAAAAUAAAACAUGAGCAAAAAAUUGAA